Messenger RNA from Liolophura sinensis, 3314 nucleotides. RefSeq lists its product as uncharacterized. Bases 258 to 2012 code for a protein of 584 amino acids. The record is from RefSeq and is a predicted model, not a curated record. NCBI's taxonomy places the organism in Eukaryota, Metazoa, Mollusca, Polyplacophora, Chitonida, Chitonidae. The transcript is spliced from 13 exons. Gene Ontology annotation, biological process: nucleoside metabolic process. Gene Ontology annotation, molecular function: catalytic activity.
GUAUCGAAACCGUCAUGGCAUUGCCUUGGGCGUCGAGCAACAGUGAAAUACUCAUAGUCUAGGUCACGCUACGUUUCAAGUCUCGUUUCCUGUAAGCAGACAGGAUCCUAGAGGAUCUUAAGACGUUCAAGUCAAUUGUUUCAGAGCCAACAAUAUUUACUCACACCGAAAACGUGGAUUUACAACCAGCCGGUUAUUCAGCAGUUACUCAGGUACCUCGGAUUAACAUUUGAAGAGGUGUAGGAACAGGGAAGACAAUGGCAGAGAAGGAAGAAGUUGUGAUGACCCCAUCCAAGAAGGGGAAAGCAACACAUAUUAAGAUAGAGAGGGUGAAGAAAUUAAACCUGGAUAAAGUGGCCCAUGUGGCUGGGGGACAGCACAAGGGACUGGUGAUCAACAAGGAAGCGCAUGAAGAUGAUCCUACAUUGGAGAAACCUCAACUACAGCUGGGAUUUAUUUGCUUCCUUGUGGAUCAGAAAACAGGCGGACAUGCUGUGGAAAGUCGGAAGCUCAAAUUCUGGUACAGGGAUGACACAGAAUAUCUAGACCAAGUAACCACAGCUUACGAGUUCUUCAAAGAACUGGUCAAACCCGAGAAUUUUCCUAGAGACUAUGUAGGAUUUAUCAAGAAAUGUAUGAAACAGAUGCAGGAUGAGAAAUAUCACCAUGCCAGGAAGGUAGAUGUGGAAUUGGAACAGCUGUCUGAUGAGGAGGCACCGUUGAGUCCAGGUGGCAAAAUUGUUAUUGAACUAGGGUUAGAGGCGGAUUAUUAUGGCUUUAAUAAAGAGGAUACAAGGUCUCAGGAAGAAAUUGUUCGUGAAAAGAUCCUCCAGGUUCUGGAAUCUGCGUAUCCCAAUAUCCUGGUCGUUGAGGAUAUAAUUAGAAUCAUUAACGCUCCAGAGGCCUUGGUGUAUCAACUACUGCGAGAGUUACAGGAUGCACAGCUUGUUCAAGAAAUGGAAAAUGGCGGCUUCGUCAGACACGUACUUGAUGAGCAAACAGAGGUGCAAAUGGUUAAACAGAUGCCCACAAUUGCUGCCAAUCAGCAGCCCACAGUGGCCAUCAUCUCGGCCAUGUACUAUGAGAAGUUAGCCGUGGAUGCCAUGAUGGAGAAUAAAACCUCCUACAUGCGAUUCAAGAUGGAGGGUGAAUCUAACGUGUACACAAUUGGUUAUAUUGGAGAACAUAAAGUUGUUUCCACGAAGCUGCCAGCCGUAGGAUUCCAUCGUGCAGCUCAGAUUGCCACUGGUAACACCACAACCAGGUUGUUGGGUACAUUCCAGAAUGUAGAGCAUGUGUUCCUGGUGGGUGUGGCUGGAGGUGUACCCCACUACACUGACUAUUACAAGCAUGUGCGUCUCGGCGAUGUUGUGUUGUCAAAGGUGGACCCGGAUAACAAACUGUACUACUUCUGCAACAAGGUCACUCAGGAUAAGGCAGGUAACCCUCACUUCAUCAACAAGUCGUGGUCGCCCCGAGACCCCAUCCUCCAGCAGGUGGCCUCUCGGUUACAGGAGAUGAAUUACCACAACCCUGACUUUGCCCCUUGGGAGAGGUACAUGGCUGAAGGGGAGCAACUCCUGGCCGGUCAGCAAGUGAGCUUCAGCCGGCCAGAACCCAACACUGACCGCCUCUACAUGGACAUAGGUGACCAGAACAUCAUAGAGGUGCAGCACCCAAUGCCACCAGAUGGCGUCAUGCCCAACAAACCAGGUGUGCCCGCUUUUCACUUUGGUACAAUAGGCUCUGGCCGACCUGUGGUCAAAUCUCACAGUCUGAGAUUGGACUUUGCCGCCAGAUACGACGUACGCGCGUUCGACACAGCGUUUGAUCAAGUACUGGACUCCAUUGAGGGCAAUAGGAAGGACAGUUAUAUGAUCGUCCGUGGGAUUGCUGACUAUGUAGAUGGGGACAAGCACAAAGAAUGGCAGCCGUAUGCAGCCCUGGCAGCUGCUGCCUACACCAAGACAAUGAUAAAGGCCUUGUCCAAUCCUCAGAUGGAUGAUUACUGAGCCUCCGCGGCUGGGCCUCUGGGCCUCUGUGAACACUGUGUAUUAUCUCAUCUUUCAUCAGGCUUAUCUCAUUCCCAUUACAUGAUACCUGACCCCUAACUCUCUGAGGGUCAGACAAAGUCUUCUUGUCCAAGCUUCAUGAAUGCAAACAAUGGAAAAGUGCCAGAAACUUGCAGAGCUGCUCUCACGUUAGUAAGUUUUGGUUACAGUAUCACUCAACAAUCAGCAGUUUCUUAUACAUCUUUCAUUAAUCAGUUAUUAUUUAAUGUAUAUUCUUAAUCAAUAUCUGUUUCAAAAAAAAAUUCUUGCCCAGAUAUAAAGGAUUAACAUUUAAUACGACGAGAUUAAUCUAUGCAGUUUUUGCCUGCACAACCCUGAAGCAAAUAUUAAAAAUGGAAUAGGAUUAUAGCUUGCAAGGCACAUGUAUAGUACUGCUAUCCAUGAUUUUGUACACAUUUCAAGGUGGUUUUCUUUGAAUUUGUAAAUUGAUUCAUUUGGAAUUUAUUUGUAAGGCUAUAUAGAGUGGAUUUAUUGACUUGUAAAUGAUCACAGUUGUAUGUGUACUUUUUAAGAUGUAAUUUCAUUUCCAUAACUGUGUUCCUUCUGACAUUGAUGGAUGUAACACAAUCCCUGAAUGGCUAAGGAUCAUUGUCUCAUCCAACCACAGCUUGCCUUCUGUCAGCAACGUGUAAUCUUGAAUAUAUAUAUAUGUUAGACGUGAUAACAGCUAUUCCAAAACACCAACAAAGCCUUCAACUAUUGGUUAUGAGAACAUUGUUCUGUUUCAGUUUUAUUACAACUUUGUUGUAGAUGUUCAGGUUUUGUUCUGUACAAUGUUCAUGUUGUGAGGCCAUAGUGCAUUUUUUGAGAAGUUUAUAAUAAAAGUUUUUACAUAAUUUGAAUGUAUAUAUCAAUUAUAUACAAAUAAUAAUGGUAUACUGUGUGUGCUGUUGAGGACAUUGCGUUACAUUUUAUAUAGUUUAAAUAGUUAGUGAUUCUGACCGGCUGUGUGAAGAACUACAUUCCACAUUGACGCUUUGUUUUCUGCAUUUGUACAAUAUGUAUCUAGAUGUACAGGAUGUUCCAAGCAGCUCAUUUGUCCCUUAGUAUGAAAACAUCUUUAUCCCAACCACGGAUACGCAUUUUGAUGAAAUGAGAUAAAAGGUUGAAUACUAACUAGAGGGCAGAGCUGGGGCUUCUGUGUAUAGAUCAUUACUUAUUUCCUGUAGUUCUGAUAACAAUUGUUUGUCUGCUUUAACAUUUUCAACAUCUGCUGGAAUAAAAAAAAAAGGACAAGCAAUC